UUUCUGGCUGUGUUGUGCGAGACGUUAAACGCGCGCGAGCGUCGCGAUGCACACUGAACUUGGAUCUGAUAGACGACGUACUACGUUCUUGGCAUCGCCGUGAUAACAUUAACCUGCGAGUGACCGCGAUUACAUUUAUAUUAUUUUUAACGUGUUUUAAAGUGACGAUGGCAAUAGUUAUCUUUUAAAUUCUGUUUAUAAUAUUUAGUUCAACAAAUAACACAAAAUUAAAGUAGAACGAUACAAGUUAAGAGUGCUGACUGUUCGCGUUCUAACACGUUUUUAGUGAUAGUGCUUAAAAAAACUUUACCGGCGAAAAUUGGUACCUAGAGACCUGACUGGUUUAUUCCACUGUCGAAUUUCUAACUACACCGCAAAGGAAAUAUACAGCAUCUCAACAGAAUCCUUCAAUUUACGGAAUUGAACCGACCGACGUUAAAGAUCAUCGAUUAUUCGUACGACUUCUUAUCCUGGAUUUUCAUGAAGUCUCUUGUGUGUAACAUCUCAAUGCCUAUGACAACAGUGCGAAGUGCUACAAUGUAACCGUGGCCAUCAGCGGGAACAAUGGACGUCCGAUGGCUUAUGUCCCUCUCCCGACUUCUCCUCAUGUUCGUUCAACUGGUGAAUUAUACUGCCACGUUCAAACAACAAGGGGGAUGCUUCUUCCCAGAGCGUUGGGAAGGAACCUGGUUUCAGUCGGGGGUGCGCCAACCCAUCGUGAUCGAAGGAUCCAGGCUGAGCAGCAAGGGUUUAUGCCUCGGUUCGGAGGGAGACAAAUUCCUCGUCGUCGACGACAAGAGAAUCUGCUACCGCUGCGUCGUCAUCCACGAGAAACACGCCAACGUCCUACAAUACAAAGAAACAUUCUGUCAAGGGAGGGAAGCUCUACCAACGCUCUGCAGUCUCAUCACUGGCGACGCCCUUCUGUACUCCAUGUUUCGGGAAAAUGCCAAUCCUGUACCGUGCCCCUUUAAGGGACCGUUCACCUUCACCUAUAACAGGGGUCACGGAGAGUGUAAAUCUCCGGUCUCUAGCAUCGACACGUGUACAGAUGAUAGCAGGCUUUUGUUAAGCUACCAGGCGUGUCCAGAUGUUCAUGGCUCUGAAAGCACAGUGGAGGAGCUUGAGUGCUUAGCUGUAUGGAAGGAAGGUAACUCAAGGUACCUGGUUGGUAAAGUGCAUCACAGCCAUGCCACCUCCAAUGAGGACCGCUUUAGAUGUUUCGUUUACGAGAAAGCUUCGUCUACCAUGGAAGCAGCUGAUGGCGUCGAUUAUAGGAUCGCACAAAGUGGAGAUGCUACUUGCAACGGUCUUGCCAGCGCCAUGGAAGGUAGCAGAACAAUGACACUUAAAAAAGCACCAUCUUUAAACAAAUGCCGAUUUCCAUCAUGGAUAGCAAAUUAUAAUCAUUGGCACACACUCGACUUCUCCUACACGUACAGUUUUCACCAUCGGAACUCAACACUCCGUAUUACCAACACGUCCAGCCUGGAGAUGAAGAUUGUAUGCGCGCAAGUAAAGCACGUGACGCGCGACGAAAGCUUCGUGCAGCUGCUCACGCACUUCACCACCGGCUGCCAAAGCGGGUACACGUGCAUGUCCUUCUAUCGGCGCGAUAGUCACGUCAUGGAGGUGCAGAUAGGGUCGCAGACGAAGCGGCAAGAGGACGCCUGCACAACCCUGCAUUUCAAUAAGACCACCCUUCCUUACGUCACAUUAGUGACUGCUAUACCCGAAGCAAGAGAAUGUCCAUAUUUUGGACGUUUCAACGUGGAUAGUAUGAUAAUGAACAAGAGAUACACCAGAUCGGCAAGGGCAAGAUCGGAAAGGCCUUUGGCAUAUUUUGACGACGAAGAGCGAUAUUUAAUGGAAAUGUUGAGGAAUGUGGCCGGUAAGACCCGAAGGAUAAAAAGGGUGGAACAGCAACGGGGUGCUGUAGGCUGUGAUAACGAUGGCUAUUCCAGUUUAAUAGUUGGCUGCAAUUCCGUGGAUACAAUGGAGUUCCGAAUUGACUGUCCACCAUCCGAUUUCAUCUCAUCAUACUCAUGUCACGGACAAUGGGAAGAUAAUGGUACCAACUACUUGAUAACGACGCCCCUUGGCAGAACAUCGCACGGGACCAAGAGACACUGCUUCAUAUAUAAGGAGCAUGGACCAAAUACGGUCCUUUUCUCGACUUCGACCGGAAACUGUGAACGAACUCUCAAUCCGGGAGUGUCCGGUGAACUUGUUUUCAAUGUCACCAAUAACG
Onthophagus taurus is the source of this 2251-nucleotide messenger RNA. NCBI's taxonomy places the organism in Eukaryota, Metazoa, Arthropoda, Insecta, Coleoptera, Scarabaeidae. The record is from RefSeq and is a predicted model, not a curated record.